Gilbertella persicaria is the source of this 797-nucleotide messenger RNA. RefSeq lists its product as uncharacterized. Lineage: Eukaryota; Fungi; Mucoromycota; Mucoromycetes; Mucorales; Choanephoraceae. The record is from RefSeq and is a predicted model, not a curated record. The coding region runs from base 70 to 657 and encodes 195 amino acids. The transcript is spliced from 2 exons.
ACAACAACACAACCAGUAACAACAGUACCUAUCACAGUGACUUCAGGAACACCAUCGUCUGCUCCCAACAUGGCCACCUCAAGACCAUCAGACACAACGGCACCACAUGAACCUCCUACAGCAACCAAAACUACGCCUACACAAAGCACAUCUGUUCCUGCUGUUUCUACACCCAUCACAACAUUUGAAGAAAUUCAAAAACAAUUAAAAAACACACUCGAUCAUGUCGAACAAAGAAACAUGGUUAGUGGAUUCCAAACACUCAGUAAAGCAACAGGUGCUGUUGUGGACCAUUGUGAACAAUUAGGCUUAACUUCAGAUGAUCACCCGUACAAUGCUAUUGAUCGAGAACAAUUUUGGGCUGGACUUAAUAAUUGCUGGCUUUAUGCAUUAGCACAACGGCAUGAACCAAGUAGUGAUGCCGAGCGUAUGACAGAUCAGCACUUGUAUAGUUUAAGAGAAAUGGUAGUGACCUGGGCAGAUAAACUAGAACGAUAUGGUCUUGUGGAUUAUGAGAUGGGAUGGUGGGAAGCAGAUAUUUUGGCUGCCAUUGAUGGUAUUCUAGCCAUGAAUUAUGCUGCUGCUCAAGCGGCUGCUCAAGCUGUUGUUGCACAAGCAGCAGCAGCCUUGUUUGGAGAUGAUGUGAAUAUGCAAUAGAUUUUAGAUACUUUAGAAAGAAAGAAAGCUUGUAAAUAAUAAUAAAAAACAUGUACAAUUCUUUUAUAUGUAUAUAUAUGUAUAUAUAUAUAUAUAAUCAUUCUAUUCAUCCUCCAAUUCAUCAAUAUCUGGUAUAGGAA